This is a messenger RNA of Trematomus bernacchii (emerald rockcod), 3139 nucleotides long. It is a transcript of the gene vps35l, whose product is annotated as VPS35 endosomal protein sorting factor like. The transcript is spliced from 30 exons. The record is from RefSeq and is a predicted model, not a curated record. The coding region runs from base 12 to 2906 and encodes 964 amino acids. Gene Ontology annotation, biological process: endocytic recycling. Lineage: Eukaryota; Metazoa; Chordata; Actinopteri; Perciformes; Nototheniidae. Gene Ontology annotation, cellular component: endosome.
CUGCAAAAAAAAUGGCUGCGGUGCAGUGGCGAUCCAGCGGGCGUAGCUACGAUGCCGAGCUGCAGAGAUGUCGUCCUGAGUUUGCUCCGUUGGAGUUUGGAGACUAUCAUCCCCUCAAAGCCAUCACGGUGACGGACACUAAGACUCGUCGUGGAGCUCGUAAAGGCAGCACCUCUUCCUCCUGCUCCUCCUCCUCUUCCUCCGUCCCCCCCGACCCCCUCAGCUCCCUGAUGGACGGCACUGACCCGCUGUCGAUGUUCGCCGCAGCCGAGACGCCCGCCAUCACACACAGCGCCUCCACAGGGGACCUGGGGAAGAAGAAGAAGGAGGAAGAGGCGGUGGGAGCAGACUUUGAGCCGUGGUCUCUGAAGAGAGGAGAGAUCCUGGCCAGGUUCACCACCACAGAGAAACUCUCCAUCAAUCUUUUCAUGGGAUCUGAUCGAGGGAAAGCUCCCAGUCCGGGAUCCUCCGCCGUGUCGGAGAAAGUUCGGACUCGUCUGGAGGAGCUGGACGACCUGGAGGAGGGUUCCCAGAAGGAGCUGCUGAACCUCUCUCAGCAGGAUUAUGCAAACCGCAUCGAGGAGCUGAACCAGUCUCUGAAGGAGGCGUGGUCCUCCGAUCAGAAGGUCAAAGCUCUGAAGAUCGUCAUCCAGUGCUCGAAGCUCCUCUCCGACACCUCAGUGAUCCAGUUCUACCCGAGCAAAUUCGUUCUCAUCACAGACAUCCUGGACACGUUUGGCCGGCUGGUGUUCGACAGAAUCUGGACGAUGUGUUCAGACCCUCGGACCCUUCCAGAGUCGUUCACCGUGGACGAUGUGAACGACACGGCGAAGGAGACGUGCCUCAACUGGUUCUUCAAGAUCGCCUCCAUCAGAGAGCUGCUGCCCAGACUAUAUGUAGAGGCUGCUAUUCUCAAGUGUAACCGCUUCCUGAACAAAAGUGGGAUUCAGGAGACCCUCCCCCGGCUGGCGGCCAUGAUCAGAGGGAUUGGAGACCCUCUGGUUGCAGCGUACGCCCGAGCCUACCUCUGCAGGGUGGGCAUGGAGGUGGCCCCCCAGCUGAAGGACAGCCUGAACAGGAACUUCUUCGACCUGCUGGGCUCCUUCAGGCAGAUCAGCAGCGAGAGCGUCCAGAACCAGCUGGUGCUGCAGAGGGUGGAGGUCCCAGAGUAUCUGACCCUCUACUCCCCCGCCAUCAACUGGAUCCUGCAGUGCAUCGCCUACAGAGCUCCAGAGCCUCUGCUCAUGGAGAUGAUGGAGAGAUGCAAGAAGCUGGGGAACAAUGCUUUGCUGCUGAACUCGGUGAUGAGGGCGUUCAGUGCGGAGUUUGUCGCAGCUCGAGCCACAGACUUCAUCGGGAUGAUCAAAGACUGCGACGAGGCCGGGUUCCCAAAGCACCUGUUGUUCGGCUCUCUGGGCCGCAGCGUGGCCUGUGCCGACCCUCCAGAGUCUGAGCGGCUCACCAUCCUGAACGAAGCCUGGAAGGUGGUCACUAAAGUCCGCAGCCCUCAGGAUUACAUCAACUGUGCUGAGAUCUGGGUGGAGUUCACCUGCCGACACUUCGCCAAACGUGAGGUGAACACGGUUCUGGCGGACAUCAUCAAACACAUGACUCCUGACCGGGCCUUUGAGGACGCUUAUCCUCAGCUGCAGUCAGUGAUCAGGAAGAUCCUCACCUACUUCCAGGACUUCUCCGUCCUCUUCUCCAUGGAGCGUUUCCUGCCGUUCCUCGACAUGUUCCAGAAGGACAGUGUGAGGGUGGAGGUGUGCAGAUCCAUCAUGGAGGUCUUCAUCAAAAACCAGGCGGAUCCGACCAGAGACCCAGUCAUCCUGAACGCCAUGCUGCACAUCUGCAAGACCAUGCACGACUCUGUCAAUGCUCUGACUCUGGAGGAUGAGAAGAGAUCUCUGUCCCUGCUCAUCAUCGGCUUCAUCCGCAUGGUUUCUUUUGGUCGUGACUUCGAGCAGCAGCUGAGUUUCUGUGUGGAGGCCAGAGCGUCGUUCUGUAACCUGGAGUCCGUGCUGGUGCAGCUCAUUCACACGGUGAACACGCUGGCCAUGGAGACCAGCAGCGUGAUGAGAGGGAAUCACUCCCGAAAAACAGCAGCCUUCGUCAGGGCGUGCGCGGCGUACAGCUUCAUCACCGUCCCGUCUCUCAGCAGCAUCUUCAGCCGCCUCAGCCUCUACCUGCUGUCGGGUCAGGUCGCUCUCGCCAACCAGUGUCUGUCCCAGGCGGAUGCGUUCCUGAAGGCAGCGGUCAGCCUCCUCCCAGAUGUUCCUCGCUCCAUCAGCGUUGAGGGGAAACUUCGCUCCUCUGAGAGCUUCCUGCUCGACUUCAUCAACAACUUCCUGUCUACGCUGCUGGUCGUCCCGGACCACCCGGAGCACGGUGUUCUGUACCUGGUGCGCGGGCUGCUCAACAUGGUGCAGGACUACAGCUGGGAGGAGAGCAGCGACGCCAAAGUCAGAGUUUACAUCAGCGCUCUGCCUCUGUUAGCAGCCAUGAGCCAGGAGAGCUACCUGUACUCCAUCCCUAAAGUGGACUCCAACGAGACCCUGUAUGGAGGAGACCCCAAGUUUCUGUCUGAGAUCAACAAGCUGUGUGAGACUCUGAUCGGACAGAUCCUGGAUCAGCUGAAGACGCUCGGCCGGGACGAGCAGAGCGCUCGUCGGCAGGCCUCCAUGGCCUUCUCUCUGUUCGGGGUGCUGCUGGCUCACGGAGAUCUGAGGAACAACAAGCUGAGUCAGCUGUUCGUCAACCUGUGGAACCUGAGCCAGAAGCAUGGACACAGUGAGACCAGAGUGUCUGUCAGGACUCUGGACUUCCUGAAGCUUCAGUCCCAGCAGGCGGACAUGUCUCACCUCUCAGAGACGGUGCAGCGCCUCGCUCUGCAGACUCGCACCUGAACAGGUCGCUGCAGCGAGGAAGUGUAAAUACCAGAUAUCAAGAAGAAGGAGAAGAAGAAGAAACGCCUUACUGUAUUUUGUGUGAGGACACUUUGUGAAUACUUAAUUUUACAUAUUUAGUUGGACCAAUAUAAACAGUAUUAAUGACUGAAGCUGUUCUCGUGCCAAAAUCCCUUGCUUUUGCAGUCAUUUACCAUAGAUCAAUAAAACUACUGAAACCUUAAAGAAAAGUA